Molecule: messenger RNA, 2694 nt
Organism: Sphenostylis stenocarpa
Lineage: Eukaryota; Viridiplantae; Streptophyta; Magnoliopsida; Fabales; Fabaceae
Source: the annotation of a GenBank genome assembly
AUGGCUUCUUGUCCUUCUUCUGCCAAACUUACCCUGAAAUUGCUUAUCGACACUAAGAAUGAGAAAGUCUUAUUCGCUGAAACAUCAAAAGAGGUCAUAGACUUCCUCUUUAACUUGCUGUGCUUGCCUCUGGGCACUGUCAUAAGGCUUCUCAACAAAACUGGUAUGGUUGGUUGCUUGGCCAAUCUCUAUCAAAGUGUUGAAAAUAUGAGUGACACUUACAUGCAACAAAACCAUCAAAAGGAUGUCCUCUUGAAGCCAAAAGUUCCCUUUUCGUCACACCAAGUCACUUCCCUUCUCUCUCCCGAUGGUAAGUCUGAUGGUGACAAUUUGGACGCUUCGUUCUAUACGUGUCAAAAUCGUUGUGGUUACAAAAUUGCAGAAGAUGAUUUACCCAACAAGAAUGGAUUUGUGCAAGCAGUUGUGACUUAUAUGGUGUUGGAUGAUUUAGUGAUUGAAUCCAUGUCAACCAUAUCAACCAUUACAUUACUCAACAAGUUGAAUGUCAAAGAAGUUGGUGCCCUACAAGAAAAGGUGGUUGAGUUGGGAAUGACCGAGGGUGUCAAUCUGCUCAAAGCUUCUCUGGAAUCCAAUGCUGUUCUCACCAGUGUUUUUCUCAAAAGCAAUGAAGAAACCUUGAUUAAAAUUCCAAAUUCAAAUGUGGCAUCUUCUUCCACCAAAUUGACUCUGAAGUUGCUUAUUGACUCAAAAGGUGAGAAAGUUCUGUUCGCAGAAGCAUCAAAGCUUGUGGUAGAUUUUCUCUUUAACUUGCUUUGUUUGCCUCUCAAUACAUGCAACAAGAAUUACAUGGUUGGUUGCUUAGGUAAUCUCUAUCAAAGUGUUGAAAAUCUGGAUCAAUCUUACAUGCAACCAGACCAACAUAAGGAUCUUCUCCUGAAACCAAUAGCACACAUCUCUUCGCCACAAAUAUCAGGUCUUCUUCCUUCAAAUGAUGAUAAUUCUAGCAAAAACUUGGGAACCACAAAAUUUUACAGGUGCUCAAAUCACAGUAGUCACAAGAGUUGGUUUGUGAAAGAGGUUGUGACUUACAUGGUGAUGGAUGAUUUAGUGAUUAAACCCAUGCCAACCAUAUCAACCAUUAUAUUACUCAGCAAGUUGAAUGUCAAAGAAGUUAGGGACUUGAAAGAAAAAGUUGUUGACUUGGAGAUGGCUCAGAUAUAUGUAUAUGAUGUCUUCCCUGCAAGGUUUGAGUCUGCUAAAGGCUUCUCUGCAGUCGAAGAAGGUGUUGACAAUAGUAAAGAAAGAAAAGAAAGCAAAGGAGAAGAAAAAGAAUCGAAGAAGGGUCGUAAACAUAAAAGGAAGAAAUUGUACCUCUUUUUUGACCGAGUCAAACCACGCGCCGCCACCUCACAUGUCACAACCUCCUCGACGGCGUUCAAUACGUCGUCGUUUCUUCGACAGAAGAGAGAAAGGAGCUCGCGCUCUGAAUUCGGGUGCGAUCUGUUUUCCAAUUCUUCGUCAAGGAGAGUUAGUUGGUGGUGUUGCUGUCAUAGAUACGAUGGUUUCUCGGGGCUGUUCGGAUGGUCCCCACCGCACAUACAGCCUCUCACGCCUGUAUCCGAGGUGUCGGAGCCGCCGGAGUCGCCGUCGCCGUACCUCGACCUUGACGCCGAGACCUCCGCGUCGCAGCCGAUGGAAGUCGAGGAGGAGGCUGAGGAAAUUGAGCCGCCGCCCGCCGCCGUUCCUUUCUCCCGCCUCUUCGCCUGCUCCGACCGCCUCGACUGGUUUCUCAUCUCGGCUCCCUCGCCGCCGCCGCCGUGCACGGUACCGCUCUCGUCGUUUACUUGCACUACUUCGCCAAGGUUCUUGGGUUCCUCAACAGGGUUUGCCGGAAGAGCAGUUUCAGAGCUUGCUUUAACCAUUGUUUAUAUUGCUGGUGGAGUUUUUGCUGCCGGUUGGGUUGAGGUUUCAUGUUGGAUUCUAAUUGGAGAACGGCAGACUGCUGUGAUCAGAUCAAAUUAUGUCCAAUCUGCCCUUAGUGAAAAGGUGCGUGGUGCUCUUGUUGUUGGGAAUUAUAUUCAUAAUAUGGCAACAUUCUUCAGUGGUCUUGUUAUUGCUUUUAUCAAUUGUUGGCAGAUUGCAUUGAUAACAUUAGCUACAGGCCCAUUUAUUGUUGCUGCACGAGGAAUAUGGAAUAUAUUCCUCCACAGGCUUGCCGAGAAUAUUCAAGAUGCAUAUGCUGAAGCAGCCAGCAUUGCUGAACAGAUGAUCUCAGUUUCAGAAUUAAGCAUUCCAAGUAAAUACUGUAGGUUGGGUCCUGGGGUUUGUCCAAAGGCUGUUGCAGAAGGUUUCAGGUGUAUUUUCAGUAACCAAGGUGUAUGGUAUCUUAACCAUCUAAAUGUACCUUGGGAAGUUGUCUAUUCUGCUGAACCACUAGAAGGAAUUCACAAAGCUUCUGAGCAAAAACUUGUUCUUGGAGGAGAAGUCUGUACGUGGGGCGAAACAGCUGAUACUUCAGACAUUCAGCAAACACUAUGGCCUCGCGCAGCAGCAGCAGCAGAAAGCUUGUGGAGUCCUAGAGAUUAUACUUCAGGACAUGCUAGCGAAAUUGCCUUGCAAAGGAUGCAAUACUUCAGAUGUCUCUUGAAUAGACGUGGGGUUCCAGCUGCUCCUGUCACAAAUUAUAAUGCUAUGACUGUUCCUAUUGGUCCAGGCUCAUGCUUUGUUCGGUAA